GCCUUCUUCAUCAACGGACACUCGUUAAAAUGUUUGUUUGCUCUCGGAACCGAUAAAAGGCGGAGGCGCGGCCGUUCGGACGGACAAUGGCGGCGCGCGCGUGACAAGUUCUGCGGAGUGGAAGAUGCAGAGCUCGAGCUUUCGUGUGGAUGAUUUCCUCGCGGGAUGGAUCGGCGGAGCCUCCAGCGUGGUGGUGGGACAUCCGCUGGACACCGUCAAGACCCGACUUCAGGCGGGAAACGGCUACAGGAACACUCUCCACUGCAUCCUGACCAUCUACAGGAAGGAAACGGCGGCGGGGUUCUUUAAAGGCAUGUCGUUCCCGCUGGCCAGCAUCACCGUCUACAACUCGGUGGUCUUCGGCUUCUUCAGCAACGCGCAGAGGUUCAUCAGCACCUACCGCUACGGCGACGGGCGCCACCCCUGCAGCCUGCUGGACCUGACGGCGGCCAGCAUGCUGACUGGGCUGGUGUCGGUGGGCCUGGGGGCGCCGGUGGACCUGGUCAAGAUCCGGCUGCAGAUGCAGACGCAGACGGUUCUGGCAGAGAACCUGAACUUUGCCGGGAACAUGCCGAACGGCUCCAACAUCCCCCUGAACUCCGUCUCCAUCUCCAGCCAGCAGCUGUACCGGGGGCCGGUCCACUGCGUCAGCAGCAUCCUGCAGACCCAGGGCCUCCCGGGCCUGUACCGGGGCGCCGGCGCCAUGGUUCUGAGGGACGUGCCGGGCUACGCGCUCUACUUCAUCCCCUACUCCGUCUUCUGUCAGCUGCUGACGCCGGAAACCUCGACGGCUCCUCAUCCCUGCUCCAUCUGGCUGGCUGGAGGCUUGGCAGGGUCCAUCUCCUGGGUCACGGCGACGCCGGCCGACGUGGUGAAGAGUCGGAUGCAGGCCGACGCCCAGCUGCACAGGAAGUACCGCGGCCUCCUGCACUGCAUCCUGGACUGCUACAGGAGCGAGGGCGUUCAGGUCUUCUUCAGAGGAGCGUCCGUCAACGCCAUCCGCGGCUUUCCCAUGAGCUCCACCAUGUUCCUGACCUACGAACUCUCCCUGCAGUUCUUCAGGAGCUUUUAGGAAGUGAAGGACGGCGGCGGGAAGAGCAUCGUUACCGUGACAACAGAGGGGGAGGGGGGUCACACGAAGGAAACUUUUUUAAAGACCUGUUUUUAGCAUUUUAGGGAUUCUGUUCAGAGAUUUUAACUGUGCAGAGAAUCUGGACCCCAAAAGUCUGUGAGGACGGUCAGAACCGAGCAGAAGUUUGGACUGAGAGUCGCUGUGACCGGUUUACAGCACAGACCAGAACCACUGACCGGAUCUGAGAACUGGAGCAAGUUUGACAGUAUCCAACCACAUGAAGUCAGUUCAGACGCCAUUUAUGCACGAGACGGACGCCGCCAUGUUGGCUCCAGCUGUCAUCGGUUAGCAGUGAUUGGUCCAAAUUGGUCUGAGUUUCUAUGGAAACCACUCUCACCAAUCAGUCUGUUGGAAGGCCACACCCCGCCACUUGAAAGCAGACAACAAAAUCUGAUCAACGCAGGGACAAGCAGGCUCCGCCUACUUUUUUAAAGGCAUCUGAUUGGUCGGUUUGUAACUUUACAGAUAAAGAAGAUUAUAAAGAAGAUGUUCAAUAUUCUGACCAAUAGAAUGACUGAGUAACAGCCACUUACUUCCUGUUUGGAACGCCAGGAGGGCGGGGUCUCUCUGUCCAGUGCUCAGAUACAGUCAGUGGUUAAGCCUCGGUCAGAGGGGGGGGUAAAGGGAAGUUUUCUCUGAUGGCUUCAGAAGGUAAAACGGUGAGAAGGAAUCUAUGCUUUGAUAUGCACUUUGAUAGAGUAUAAACCGUAUAUUCAGUGAUGUUUUAUCGCCUUGUUAGGAUGAAGGAAGUCGGAUUGAAGCGUUCCAGUAUUAUCAUGACGAAGUGAUGUUUCUGAAGAGUCGAUGCAGACUCACCAAAGAACUUUGUGAACUUCUGUCGUCAAGAACGGGAUUUUCAGGAAAAUCUCAUCUCAUUCAGAUCGGUGACAUUUAACCACAGCUGCACUUUUUUAACUCAACUGCUGAAAAGGGAGGAUCUCUGGAAGACGUGACCUUCACAACCCAACAUGAAGCUUCUCUUUUGACUGAGUUUAUCUGACGUUUAUGUUUUAUCUUUCUGCUUUUGUACUUACUGAGAUGAUUCAUUGAAGCUAAAAUGACACAUUUAUCCAUUCUGACAUGUUUCUUAUAUUAAGAAGAGUUCUGUUCAUGUUCUUAGUUUUUACCAGAACUUAACACGAUGAAGCACCACUUUAAAAAAAGGGAACUAUUUGAAAUAGUUUGUAAAUAUUUGUAAAUAAUGAUUGUUGUCUGACGCCGAAGAGCCACAAGUGUCUUAUUGCACCCCAAUAAAGUUUUAGAAGAAUC
This is a messenger RNA of Oryzias melastigma (Indian medaka), 2401 nucleotides long. It is a transcript of the gene slc25a48, whose product is annotated as solute carrier family 25 member 48. Gene Ontology annotation, biological process: transmembrane transport. Gene Ontology annotation, cellular component: mitochondrion. Bases 125 to 1072 code for a protein of 315 amino acids. The transcript has 7 exons. Gene Ontology annotation, molecular function: transmembrane transporter activity. NCBI's taxonomy places the organism in Eukaryota, Metazoa, Chordata, Actinopteri, Beloniformes, Adrianichthyidae. The record is from RefSeq and is a predicted model, not a curated record.